Molecule: messenger RNA, 1239 nt
Organism: Teleopsis dalmanni
Lineage: Eukaryota; Metazoa; Arthropoda; Insecta; Diptera; Diopsidae
Product: AP-1 complex subunit sigma-2-like
Exons: 5
Coding region: 150-608 (152 amino acids)
Biological process (GO): intracellular protein transport; vesicle-mediated transport
Cellular component (GO): membrane coat; AP-1 adaptor complex; intracellular membrane-bounded organelle
Molecular function (GO): clathrin-cargo adaptor activity
Source: RefSeq, a predicted model, not a curated record
GCAGCAUUGCUGUGGACAGCUGGACAAUACUUUUUAAUGCGGAUUUGCUUACUAUACGUGAUAUAUGAGUCUUUUAUAUCUAUAAAAAUUAAGUCAUUUCUUUUAAAUUUUUUUACUCUUCUAUAUUAAUAAACUGUUAAUUUGAGAAAAUGAUGCUCUUCAUGUUAUUGUUUAGCCGACAAGGCAAAUUAAGAUUGCAGAAAUGGUAUGGUGCAUAUGCUGAUAAAACGAAGAAAAAAAUAACACGUGAAUUGGUUACUACGAUACUGGCCCGAAAGCCUAAAAUGUGCUCAUUUUUGGAGUGGAAAGAUUGCAAAAUUGUUUAUAAACGUUAUGCUAGUUUAUAUUUCUGUUGUGCGAUUGAACAAAAUGACAACGAAUUAUUAACGUUAGAAAUUAUACAUCGUUACGUGGAAUUGUUGGAUAAAUAUUUUGGAAGCGUUUGCGAAUUGGACAUUAUUUUCAAUUUUGAAAAAGCUUAUUUUAUAUUAGAUGAAUUGUUAAUCGGAGGUGAAAUACAAGAAACUUCGAAGAAAAAUGUUUUAAAAGCAAUCGCUUCACAGGAUUUAUUACAAGAGAAGGAAGAGUACUUUUAUACUCUACAAUAAUUUGAACGUUUUAUUUUUGUUUUAUAAUUGGUUAAGUGUAAUUUUUUUAUAUGUAAAAAUGCAUGUAUCCAGCGAAGCAGUGGUAACAAUUUAGUUUAUAUUUAGGUUAAUUCAUGUUGCAAUCAAUCUUGCCACUAAAAAUUUUACAGUAUUCGACUUGCCAUAAAAAACAAGCGCUGUUAAAUUUAUUUUGCUGUUAUUGUAUAAUUUUUUAAAUACGUAAACUCAAAGAAUCUGUUAGCAUUUGUAAGAACGCUUCUUGUUCACUUUGUAUGUCUUAUGUAUAACCAGCGUCCGUCCUAUGUAAUUGUAAUGUGUUUUCUUUUAACAUUUUGUUGCUACUGCAUUAUUCCUAUAUGGUUAAUUAGUUAUUUAUUAUACUGUGCAAUAUAAUUUUUUAGGGUAUUUUUAAGUUUUGCAUGAUAAUUUUUUGGAAACAUUUAAUUUGUAUUAUUUGCAUGUAAAGCUAGUCUUAUUGUAUAGUACAUAUUUUUAUUUUGAUUCUAAUCCUAUAUGUUUUAUAAUAAUUAUAACAUUGUAUAACCCUUUUCUUAUAUUAAUGCUUACCCCACCCGUUUUGCAACGUUAACGCAUCUACAAAAGGAUUUUAAUGAGUAUCUAAAUUAAUUAG